UCCCGGCGCUCACCGGAGAAGCAGGAAGAAGCCGCGGAGCCUGGUGCGGCGGGGGGUCCGAGUCCGGCUCUCGCUGCCCGCGGCCGCCGCCGCCAUGGCCUCGCUCUUCAAGAAGAAGACGGUGGAUGAUGUAAUAAAGGAACAGAAUCGAGAGUUAAGAGGUACACAGAGGACUAUAACCAGAGAUCGAGCAGCCUUGGAGAAACAGGAAAAACAGCUGGAACUGGAAAUAAAGAAAAUGGCAAAGACUGGUAACAAAGAAGCCUGCAAGGUUCUAGCAAAACAGCUGGUGCAACUGCGAAAACAGAAAACUCGAACCUAUGCUGUUAGUUCAAAAGUCACCUCCAUGUCAACUCAAACAAAAGUGAUGAAUUCCCAGAUGAAGAUGGCAGGAGCUAUGUCAACCACAGCAAAAACAAUGCAAUCUGUUAACAAGAAGAUGGACCCUCAAAAGACAUUACAAACUAUGCAGAAUUUCCAGAAGGAAAACAUGAAGAUGGAAAUGACUGAGGAAAUGAUUAAUGAUACCUUGGAUGAUAUCUUUGAGGGCUCUGAUGAAGAAGAAGAAAGCCAGGAUAUUGUGAACCAAGUGCUUGAUGAAAUUGGAAUUGAAAUCUCAGGAAAGAUGGCCAAAGCACCAUCUGCUGCCAGAGGCUUACCAUCUGCAUCAGCAUCAAAAACUACCACCAUUUCAGAUGAAGAGAUUGAACGGCAGCUCAAAGCUUUGGGAGUAGAUUAGCCUGAUGACAAUAUACAGUCUGCCUUCUAACAAUUAUUCAACUACAGACAGAUGUAAAAUGUACACAUUUUCAAUACAACUAAUGUACUUUCCUUUAAAAGGAGAACAGAAGGCUUCAGAAAUAAGCUGAUUCAUGGCAAAAAAAAGCUUAUUUCUUGCCAGAGAACCAUUAUCAGUAGCACUGAAUUCCUGAAAUUGUUUUUGAAAAACUGCUUUAUCAGAUGACAUGAAUAGAUAACUUGCAUGUGGGAGUCUUUUGAACACCAGACUGAGAUCUAGGAUAUACGAGUACAUCCAUUUUACACUAGGUCUGAAUUCGGGUUGUGUUGCAUUCAAGAUUUAUCCCCACAAUUUAGUUGCUUGAGCAGCACUGGCUUUUUUUUUAAUUUACAAAAUGUUGGCUGGCAAGCAGAGUUGGAAAAAUAACAAUUAUAAUAUAAGAUCUUCAUCUGUUUAGCUUUUUUGAAAUUGUCAUCCUAUGAUUGUUGACAGCAUUUCUCUGGAUAAUAUUUGGAGUGUUUAUAAAAUCACUACACAUGGAAAGUUCUUAGAAUAUUUUAUGAUCUUGUCUUUACACUUUCAAUUUGAAAAGGGAUAACCUUUUUCUUUUGGUGAGAGAGAACCUUGACACUAGUAAGUGUAGGCCGUUAUAGCUUUGUUUUUCCGGUGUCUUCAGUAAAUUUGAGUUGCUUCAUUCUGAGACAAUUUUACUACUUACUGAAGGGUAUGGGUGCAAUCCAGCUCUUACUGACUUCAGGGGAAGAGGCUUGAACUAAAUAUUUUUAGUGAAUAUUUUGCAUGAAAGGCACUGAAUAAACUGUAUUGUACUGUAACAUAGCUAACUUCAACAGAAUUGUUGUGCCUUUGUGUAUAUAAAACCUUGCUUAUACCCUCCUGAUUUUUCAAAAUUUUAUUAAUCAUUAAUGGGUGAAGUAACUACUGUUAAGGCAGUUAUUGCCAGGUACAAAAUAUUCUGAAAAGUCCCAUCUACACUUGAUAGCAGUCCAUGCUGAAGUUCAUAUAUGAAGUACUUCAGCACUUGGAAAAGGAAUCUUGCCUGAAAUCUCAUGUGUAUAUAUUUUACAGUACUUAUCCCCUAAACAACUGUUUAAAGAUACAGUAUUUACAAAGGUACAUGUGAUUGCAUAUUGGCAGAUGAAAUCUAAAUCUUAUCAGAAUGACUUGGCUGCCUUAUUCCUAUAAUUGCUCCUUUUAGGUUAAAAAAAAUGCUGGGCAUUACAUUGUACAAUAGAAGGUAUGGUUAGACAAGUGAUUUGGAUAACAGUAUAAUAGGAACAGGCUCAGAUUCUAAGGUUUUCCACGGUCUCUGAUCUAUAUCAUCAUCAGGUCCAUAGAAUAGCACUGGCUUUAAGGGGAAGCCAUUUAAUCAGAGUGCUUAGUUUCUAAGUGGGGAAGCAAGUCCUGAGUGGGAUUGCUAUUGUUACACCUGCCAAUGCAGGACUGAGCAGGGAAAUAAGUUAUAAUAAUCAGUUUGUUAGCCCAGGUCUAGGUUUUGGUGUAGAAAUACAGAAUGCUGUUUUCUCUGAAAACAUGGGGCCAAACCAUGCAUUUGGAAUGUUCAAGUGUACAUAAUACACACAUACACCCCUGACAUUGGGGGUGAAUUUUCUUUUACAAUUUAUUUUGUAAAAAUCUAAUAAAAGCUUUUAUUCCCACAAUG
Gopherus evgoodei (Goodes thornscrub tortoise) is the source of this 2420-nucleotide messenger RNA. RefSeq names its product charged multivesicular body protein 2B (gene CHMP2B). Gene Ontology annotation, cellular component: ESCRT III complex; multivesicular body. Lineage: Eukaryota; Metazoa; Chordata; Testudines; Testudinidae. Bases 95 to 739 code for a protein of 214 amino acids. The record is from RefSeq and is a predicted model, not a curated record. Gene Ontology annotation, biological process: protein transport; late endosome to vacuole transport; endosome transport via multivesicular body sorting pathway. The transcript is spliced from 6 exons.